AUGGACUUUGAUACAGCAGUCGACUUUUGCGAAGACCAUAACGCUGAACUGCCUUCAAUUAGCAACGAUAAACAGAACGACAUAUUGGCUAGUACAUCAAUUCAUGGUUUUUGGAUUGGCUAUGAAAAAGUCAGCGGUGAAUGGAAGUGGUUGGAUGGAAGUACUUCCAACUUCUCGUUACUGAGCAAGGAUAAAUCCGGCGGAAAGCAUGUUAUGGUCAACAAAAAAGGUAUCUGGACACUGGCCAAUGAAGAUUCUUGUGCAGAAAGUAUAUGCAUUAUUAAAGAUUUGGAGCACUCAGAAAUGUGUCCCGUGGCAAUUCCGACAGGAAGAAGGGAUAAUAUAAAAGUUGAAAGAUACGUUGUCAGCGAACGUAAUGGAAAAUGGCAGUAUUGUUUGUUUGACGUCAAUGUCGCAAGAAUGUCAUGGGAAGAUUCGAAGGAAUACUGCUAUCACAAAUUCCAAGGUCGUAUUUUGUCGAUAACUUCGGCUAGAGAAUUCAUUUUCUUGCACAGUAUACUUUAUUCCCAAAAGCUGGAUGGAAUACAUAAUGUUGUUGUAGCGCCUGUGGAAAGGGACUUUCUGAGGCAUUUAGCAGAUGCUAACUUGACUAGAAAGUCAGUAGAAUACGGAGAAUUAAAGUUUCGUAUUAUGCAUCCAAAAGAAGGUCACAUGAAAGGUACUUAUGCCACCCAUCAUGGACAUUCAUCGAAGGAAUAUGCUACAAGCUGGUUAGAUCUUAAAGGUUUUCUGUACAUCUAUGCGGAAGCAUUGGCUGACGUCACUGCUAUAGGAAGUAGAGACAAUUAA
Messenger RNA from Enterobius vermicularis (human pinworm), 810 nucleotides. The record is from the annotation of a GenBank genome assembly. Lineage: Eukaryota; Metazoa; Nematoda; Chromadorea; Rhabditida; Oxyuridae.